AUGGUGCAAUGUCAUUCAUGCAACAAAUAUUUCCACACUUUAUGUGUACGAAAAACCCAACCCUAUUCCGAUGACCAAGAAUGGAGUUGUUCCGAAUGUACAUCUCCCCCACAACAAUCACUACCUGCGAUAUCUUCGACGACAACGAAAAAACUACCACGAGGUGUUAAAAUUGGACACGUUAACACCAGAGAUUUUCUUUCAAAAACGAAAAAAGACGACGUACAACAACUAAUUCUCAACAACAAUUUUCACAUCUUCGGAGUUACGGAAACCUGGUUGACGAAAGAGAUUAAUAACGAAGAACUACAAUUACCUGGAUAUGAAAUGACACGUCAAGAUCGACCAGGAAUUAAGUCCCAUAAACAACGCGGAGGAGGAUUACUACUAUACACCAGAGAAGACUACGAGGUCACUUUGCUCCCUUCUCCAUUUCCUCCCCCAGUUGAAUCCAUAAAAGUCGUUCUUAAAAAACAACACCUACCUGACCUUAUCCUCAUCCUUAUUUAUCGUGUAACAACCACUCCUAAAUCCUUCCAUGUCCAAAUGGAAGACGAAAUUGCAAACAAUAGUCAGUCUGAGUUUUAUAUGAUAGGGGACUUUAAUAUUGACCAACUCAAAUCAGAAUCAAGUGAAUUUAAGUCUGCAAUUCGACGGCAAACUUGCAAACAACUCAUAACUCAGCCAACCAGAGUAACUACCGACAGCAAAUCAUUAAUAGACUUAAUUGUGACCAAUCGAGUUGACCUAAACAAAAACCGAGGAAUAAUACACGAUGUAAUUGCCGACCAUGAAAUCAUAUACACAAUACGGAAAACACAGAAACACAAAAGAUGCCCAAGAAAAGCAGUAACAAUAAGAUCAUUUAAAGACACAAACGAAGAAAAAUUGAACGACAUGGUCAAAACCGCUCCCUGGUGGAUAUUAGACUUUCAAUCAGAUAUGAAUUUAAAAUGUGAAUUAUUUAACAAACUCGUGACCCUAAUUUUGAAUAUACAUGCACCAUUUAAAACAUUUCGAGUGCGCGUGAAUAAAAAGCCCUGGAUGACUGUAGAAUACGAACAAAUUAAUAAAAAUGUAGAAAGAGCCAAAAAAGACGCACAUAAUUCUGGAUGCGAAGAUGACUUUAAAAAAUUUAAAGAAAUACGCAUCAAAGCAACCAGCCAAAAAUUUAAACUUAAAGCAUUAAAAAUUAAACAACAAGCAAGUGAGAGUGAUAAUUCUUCCAAAUUUUGCUGGAAAAUGCUCAAUACGGAGAUUGGUCGUAUUAAAACUUAUCGAAAGUUACGUGAUUUGUUCCACAAUGGAGAGUUUAUUAAAAAUGAACGACACAAACUCGACAUACUUUGCCAGCAUUUCGCCAAUCCUGAUCUACCUCAACCCCAGCAACCAAACACACCGCCACACCAUCCCGACACCCCAGAAGGCGAAUUACUAACAAAUAUUAGGAUCUCAGCGGAGGAAGUAAAAAGAGCCAUAAUAAAAAUCAAAGCAAAUAAGCCGAGCGGAUGUGACGGAAUUCCACCCAAAUUCCUUAGGAUCUCACCUGAGUCGAUCUCACUACCCCUUUCCAUGCUAUAUAAUGAAUUGAUGGAAGCAGAAAUGAUUCCUAGCGUAAUGAAGGAAACAAUUAUAUAUCCAUUAUACAAAAAGAAGGGUGCCAAAAACUGUGUAAAAAACUACCGACCAAUCUCAAUCUUACCUGCCACCUCUAAAAUAUUAGAAAAAAUCAUAUAUGACCGGAUACAUAUGUACACAGAUAAGUACGAUAAAUUAUGCAACGAACAACACGGAUACAGAUCAAAGAGAUCAACACUGUCAGCAACCCUGGUCCUGACUGAUGCCAUCCGUGAGGCUGGAGAACGACGACAAAUGACGGGAGUCGCCCUAAUUGAUUUUGAGAAGGCCUUUGAAUCCUUUGCGUAUCCAAUAUUACUAAACAAAUUACAACAACUUGGGAUAACAGGCAAGGUGUUCCAAUGGUUCAAAUCAUAUUUCGAAGAACGGACCAUUACAGUGCAGAGAGGAAAACACAAAUCGGCUCCAAUUCGACUCUUGCGAGGAACGCCAACUGGAUCGUCUCUAUCCGGACUGAUAUUCUCCUGUUAUAUUAACGACUUCCCAAAAAUAUUCAAACACUGCAAAUGCGUCCUAUAUGCAGAUGACGCCUGUCUCUACUACUCAGGAAACAACGUCCAAGAGAUCCAAGAUAAAUUAAAUGAAGACCUCAAUUUACUCUUAAUUUGGUGCCAUGAAAAUGGAAUGAAAAUAAACCUCCCGAAGACAAAGGCCAUGCUAUUCCGCCCAACCAAUAUCAAACCAAAUCAAAAUUUAUCCAUCAAGAUUGAUGAAUGUGACAUUGAGUUAAUUACUGUAUACCAGUCUGGGGAAACUUAA
Folsomia candida is the source of this 2397-nucleotide messenger RNA. RefSeq lists its product as uncharacterized. NCBI's taxonomy places the organism in Eukaryota, Metazoa, Arthropoda, Collembola, Entomobryomorpha, Isotomidae. The coding region runs from base 1 to 2397 and encodes 798 amino acids. Gene Ontology annotation, molecular function: catalytic activity. The transcript has 2 exons. The record is from RefSeq and is a predicted model, not a curated record.